UAGUCGGGGAUCAGAUUCACUUUCCCGUUGGCCUUUCCCGCUCCUGUCCGCCCUCUAACAAAGACGUCCACCCUCGCGCGCGGACCUAGCGCUGCGGUCACCUCGCCCGCGCGCCCACGCACACGCACGCGCGCCGCCGCUCAGCCGCAAAGGAGCGGAGGGCUGAGGAGAAAGCCCGAAGGGACCUGCACCUCCCGGAACUGCAGCCCAGCCACCAUGAGUGAAAUUCCUAAGGACUGCUUGAAGACCAUUCUUUUGGAGUUAGAAUGUCACUUCACAUGGAAUUUACUUAAGGAAGACAUUGAUCUGUUUGAUGUAGAAGAUACUAUUGGGCAACAGCUUGAAUUUCUUACCACAAAAUCCAGACUCACUCUUUAUAACCUAUUGGCAUAUGUGAAACACCUAAAGGGCCAAAAUGAAGAUGCUCUAGAGUGCUUGAAACAAGCAGAAGAAAUUAUACAGCGAGAACACUCAGACAAAGAAGAAGUACGAAGUCUGGUCACUUGGGGAAACUAUGCUUGGGUUUAUUAUUGCAUGGAUCAGCUUAAAGAAGCUCAGAAGUACAUAGACAAGAUAGGGAACGUCUGCAAGAAAUUGUCCAGUCCUUCUAACUACAAGUUGGAGUGUCCAGAGAUUGACUGUGAGAAAGGGUGGGCACUCUUGAAAUUUGGAGGAAAGUAUUACCAAAAGGCUAAAGCAGCUUUUGAGAAGGCUCUGGAAGCAGAACCAGACAAUCCAGAAUUUAACAUCGGCUAUGCCAUCACAGUGUAUCGGCUGGAUGAUUCCGACAGAGAAGGGUCUAUAAAGAGCUUUUCUCUGGGCCCCCUGAGGAAAGCUGUCACCCUGAACCCAGAUAAUUCCUACAUUAAGGUUUUUCUCGCACUGAAGCUUCAAGAUGUGCAUGCAGAAGCUGAGGGGGAAAAGUAUAUUGAAGAGAUCCUGGACCAGAUAUCAGCCCAACCUUAUGUCCUUCGUUAUGCAGCCAAAUUCUAUAGGAGAAAAAAUUCCUGGGACAAAGCUCUAGAACUUUUGAAAAAGGCCUUGGAGGUGACACCAACCUCUUCUUUCUUGCAUCACCAAAUGGGACUUUGCUAUAGGGCACAAAUGAUCCAAAUCAAGAAGGCCACUCGCAACAGACCUAAAGGAAAGGAUAAACUGAAAGUUGAUGAGCUGAUUACCUCGGCUAUAUCUCAUUUCAAAGCAGCUGUGGAGCGAGACUCUAUGUUUGCAUUUGCCUACACAGACCUGGCCAACAUGUAUGCUGAGGGAGGCCAGUAUAGCAAUGCUGAAGACAUUUUUCAGAAAGCUCUUCGUCUGGAGAACAUAACUGAUGAUCACAAACAUCAGAUCCACUACCACUAUGGCCGCUUUCAGGAAUUUCACCGUAAAUCAGAAAAUACUGCCAUCCACCAUUAUUUAGAAGCCUUAAAGGUCAAAGACAGGUCAUCUCUGCGUCCUAAACUGACAAGUGCUGUGAAGAAGUUGGCUACUAAGAGACUUGGGUACAAUGCUUCAGAUCUGCAGAGUUUAAGUGCCCUAGGGUUUGUUUACAAGCUAGAGGGAGAAAAGAGGCAAGCAGCUGAGUACUAUGAAAGGGCCCAAAAGAUAGAUCCAGAAAAUGAAGAAUUUCUUACUGCUCUCUGUGAGCUUCGACUUUCCAUUUAAGUACACACUCUAGGAAAAUUAGUUCUAAGCUUUUCUUUCCUUUUUGGGUUCUUAUAUUUUUGUAUAUUGCUUUAAUCCAUUGUUCAUUUAGACCUAACUUUUAUUGAAUGGUUACUGUGUACCUGGCAUUAUGAUGAAUCUUUUGUUGUUUUUUAAAAAUUUUCCAUUGAGAAAACAGCAGAAUUUCAGCUGUUGUAGCUUUUAAAAAUCAUAUGGUCAUUAUGACUUUAUAUCCUUUCUAUUUUCUGAUUAAGCUUUGUCAAAUUUUCCAUAUUAUUUAUGCCUAAGUUUAAUCCUACACAAACUUUUGACACCUAAGUCAUGAGCACUCUUUCAGGAGUGCAAAAUUAUAUCAGUUAAGCACUUAACUUGUAGCUUGCAAAGAUGGAAACUUCAGAUGUUCUGACUUUGAUGAGGAUAUUUAACCAUGAACCUAAUAGUUAUCUAAACAAUCCUCUUUGUUGAAAGAAAUUAAUAAUAAAAGUUUGUCAUCCCUGAUGACUUCAAUAAAAGGAGGAAAAAUUAGAACAUGAGAGAAAAGAUCUUCCCAAAUACAGAACUUCAAGGACUCUUGAGAAAUCCAAAGUAUUAACUCCCAGAAUGUUCAUCAAGUAGCUAGAAAUAGUGAUGAGAAAAAAACAAGGAUGGGAAAAUCAUUAGUCUCAGUUUUUUCUAGUUGUUUUAACUGGAAGCAUAAACCUAAAGCUAAUUAGAUGGAAUUAAUUUAAUUCCUUCCCAUUAAAAUUGCAGUAUUUUUAGGGUAAAAUCAUUGAGGUUAAAAAGCAGACCAAUUGAAAAUUUGGGAGAAAUAAUAAAUGGGUAAAAUAGAUGCCCCUAACCUGUUUCCCUAGAUUACCAAGAUUUCAGUGAUUUAGUUUUGGGUCUGAACUGGGUAGAGUUCUCAUACACACCAUUUCUGGCCUUUGGUUAGCUGUUUUAGUGUUCCAGAGUUACUUCUGUGAAGCGUUUCCUUUUGUCUGAAGUUUUCAGAUUGACAUGUUUUCCUGUAGAUCCUCUAGAAACAGUUAAACCCUGUUUUCAGCUUUAGUAUUCACCUUGAAGGGUCACUGCUUAAGGGCUCUUAUCCCAGAGGACUUUUUGAAUCGAGAUGUUGCUAAAAGUAUGCAGUUAUAUUUACCACCACAGUAUUAGUGGGAAAAUGUGCCAUAUGAUUUAAUUCUCUGUACCUCCAAUGAAGCUCUUAAAACUACUGUAUAUAUGUGUGUGUUUUUUACUUUUUCUUACUAUGUUUAUUUUUUAAAUUUCUAUUAUGGUUUUCAUUACUAUAAAAGUAAUAAAUGCUCAUUAUAAAAUUUCACAAAAUACAGAAUUUAAAAGUAAGAGCACUGCCUUCACCCUACCCCAGUUCCACCUGCCCAAGGUUAACUGUUAAUAAUCUGAUAUGUAUCCUUCCAGAUAUUUUUUCUAUGCAUAUUCAGACAUACCUAAAUACUUCAGUGUAUCUCAUUAAAGUUUUUAAUGUUUGUUUUACUUA
This is a messenger RNA of Odocoileus virginianus texanus, 3160 nucleotides long. It is a transcript of the gene IFIT5, whose product is annotated as interferon induced protein with tetratricopeptide repeats 5. The record is from RefSeq and is a predicted model, not a curated record. Gene Ontology annotation, molecular function: RNA binding; protein binding. Gene Ontology annotation, cellular component: cytosol. Gene Ontology annotation, biological process: defense response to virus. NCBI's taxonomy places the organism in Eukaryota, Metazoa, Chordata, Mammalia, Artiodactyla, Cervidae.